UCUACGCAAAUAUCCUCAACCAUAUCCUAAAUCAGAAAAUUCUUUUCUAAAAAAAUAUAGUUGCAAAUAAAAAAAAAAAAACCUUUAACUUCAACCACACUCUCAUAUCAUAUCUCCACACUCUCCACACUCAACUCCACCCAUGGCUUCCUCAAUGGCAUUCAAACCCUUCACUGGUCUUCGCCAAUCAACACCUGCCACGUCACCUGAAACUCCUACCUUUUUUAAAACUAUCAAAAUAUCCCCCAUAAUCAAGGCUGGCCUCACCAGUCCUAAGGUGGCAGGCCGGAACCUCCGGGUGGCCGUGAUCGGGGGUGGACCUGCAGGAGGGUGUGCCGCUGAGACACUAGCCAAGGGAGGUAUUGAAACGUUCCUUUUUGAACGGAAGCUUGACAAUUGCAAACCAUGUGGUGGGGCAAUCCCACUCUGUAUGGUAGGAGAGUUUGACCUACCAGUAGACAUAAUUGAUCGGAAAGUUACCAAGAUGAAGAUGAUUUCCCCAUCAAAUGUAGCGGUUGACAUUGGCCGGACCCUCAAGCCACACGAGUACAUUGGUAUGGUUCGAAGGGAAGUUCUUGACCAGUACCUUCGUGAGAGGGCUGCUGGGUCUGGAGCAACUGUAAUUAACGGAUUAUUCUUGAAGAUGGACAUUCCGAAAUCACCAAGCGCUCCUUAUCAGCUCCAUUAUACUGCUUAUGAUGGUAAGACAGGUGCAGCUGGUGAGAAGCGGACACUAGAGGUGGAUGCUGUGAUUGGUGCCGAUGGGGCAAAUUCAAGGGUUGCUAAGUCAAUUUCCGCUGGGGACUAUGAGUAUGCCAUUGCCUUUCAGGAACGUAUUAAGAUACCAGACUCAAAGAUGACCUAUUACGAGGACCUGGCAGAAAUGUAUGUAGGGGACGAUGUCUCACCCGAUUUCUAUGGUUGGGUAUUCCCCAAAUGUGACCACGUAGCUGUUGGAACAGGGACUGUAACUCACAAGUCGGAUAUCAAGAAGUUCCAAUUAGCAACCCGGAUACGAGCAAUGGACAAGAUCGAGGGGGGAAAAAUCAUCCGGGUGGAAGCUCACCCAAUUCCUGAACACCCCCGGCCAAAACGGGUUCAAGGGCGCGUAGCAUUGGUGGGGGAUGCUGCAGGGUACGUGACAAAAUGCUCAGGUGAGGGGAUAUACUUUGCUGCCAAGAGUGGAAGGAUGUGUGCGGAGGCAAUUGUGGAGGGUUCAGAGAAUGGAAAGAGGAUGGUGAACGAAGCGGACUUAAGGAAGUACUUGCAGAAAUGGGACAAGAAGUACUGGCCUACUUACAAGGUGUUGGAUGUGCUACAGAAGGUAUUUUACAGGUCAGACCCUGCACGGGAGGCGUUUGUUGAGAUGUGUGCAGAUGAGUAUGUGCAGAAGAUGACUUUUGAUAGUUAUUUGUACAAGACUGUUGUACCCGGGAAUCCAUUGGAUGAUCUGAAGCUUGCUGUGAGGACGGUUGGGAGUUUGGUGCGGGCAUACGGGUUGAAAAGAGAGAUGGAGAAGAUUGAUGCCUGAAAGACAUAAUUUGUUUCAGGAUGCCAAUUGCACGUCUGGUUAUUUGGUCAGAGGUGUUUUAAGAACAUGUAAUGUCAUGUAAUGUAAGUAGAGCAAUGUGGGUUAACAGGACAUUUGAGGCUUCAAUUUGUUAUAGUUUAUGUAUAUCAUGCAUUUUCAACCUUCUAGAUGGCUUUACAUGAACUGAAAACUAUCAGGGCCAUUGACUGAACAUAUUGUGAAACUGGUUGUUCAGCAGAAGAUCUAUGAGAAAUUGAGAAGAAAAGCUUGAUAAAGCUUUGCAUA
This is a messenger RNA of Beta vulgaris subsp. vulgaris (sugar beet), 1816 nucleotides long. RefSeq names its product geranylgeranyl diphosphate reductase, chloroplastic. Gene Ontology annotation, biological process: chlorophyll biosynthetic process; photosynthesis. The record is from RefSeq and is a predicted model, not a curated record. The coding region runs from base 143 to 1531 and encodes 462 amino acids. The transcript has 3 exons. Gene Ontology annotation, molecular function: oxidoreductase activity, acting on the CH-CH group of donors, NAD or NADP as acceptor. Lineage: Eukaryota; Viridiplantae; Streptophyta; Magnoliopsida; Caryophyllales; Amaranthaceae. Gene Ontology annotation, cellular component: chloroplast thylakoid membrane.